AGAAUGUGGAUGGUAAAUACAUUUCCCCAUUUCAUGACAUUCCGCUGUUUGCUGGGUCUAAAGAGGAUAAAGAAAUUCCUGCAAAGAGGUCAAAGACUAAUGGAACUGAGGUCCUGUUCAACAUGAUUGUAGAAGUGCCUCGUUGGACAAAUGCAAAAAUGGAGAUUGCCACUGAGGAGCCGUUGAAUCCCAUUAAACAGGAUAUAAAGAAAGGCAAGCUUCGAUACGUGGCAAAUAUCUUUCCUCACAAGGGUUAUAUAUGGAAUUAUGGUGCUCUCCCACAGACCUGGGAAGAUCCAAACCACACAGACAGCACUACAGGAUGUUGUGGAGAUAAUGAUCCUAUUGAUGUUUGUGAAAUUGGUUCAAAGGUUCGUUCUUCUGGUGAGAUUGUCCAGGUCAAGGUCUUGGGUGUUUUAGCCCUUGUUGAUGAAGGAGAGACAGACUGGAAGAUAAUUGCUAUCAGUGUGGAUGACCCAGAAGCUCACAACAUCCAUG
Messenger RNA from Eurypyga helias (sunbittern), 498 nucleotides. Its product is annotated as inorganic pyrophosphatase 2, mitochondrial-like. Gene Ontology annotation, molecular function: inorganic diphosphate phosphatase activity; magnesium ion binding. NCBI's taxonomy places the organism in Eukaryota, Metazoa, Chordata, Aves, Eurypygiformes, Eurypygidae. Gene Ontology annotation, biological process: phosphate-containing compound metabolic process. The annotation marks the transcript as partial. The transcript is spliced from 6 exons. Gene Ontology annotation, cellular component: extracellular exosome; cytoplasm. The record is from RefSeq and is a predicted model, not a curated record.